Messenger RNA from Leptopilina boulardi, 1397 nucleotides. Its product is annotated as S-methyl-5'-thioadenosine phosphorylase-like. Gene Ontology annotation, cellular component: cytosol. Gene Ontology annotation, biological process: nucleoside metabolic process. The transcript is spliced from 5 exons. The coding region runs from base 140 to 985 and encodes 281 amino acids. Lineage: Eukaryota; Metazoa; Arthropoda; Insecta; Hymenoptera; Figitidae. The record is from RefSeq and is a predicted model, not a curated record. Gene Ontology annotation, molecular function: S-methyl-5-thioadenosine phosphorylase activity.
CACAUAUGUACAUAUAUGUGUGAAUAACAGAACAGAGAUAACAGAAUUCCAGUUGCUCCCCACAUGUCUCUACGACCUGUUGAAACACAGACUAUACCAGAAUCAGUAUAUACAAUUAUAGUGUUUCUCAAUAAUUACAAUGAGCGUUAAAUACAAAAUUAAGGUGGGCAUAAUUGGAGGAUCAGGAUUAGAUGAUCCUAGCCACCAAUUAUUAAAAUCUUGUCAUAUUAUUAAGCGUGAGAGUGUUGAAACAGAUUUUGGAUUGCCAUCUAGUAAUCUCUUCCAAGGUACAAUAGCUGGAGUUGAUUGUAUACUGCUCUCAAGACAUGGAGUAGGUCAAAUAAUAAAUCCAACAGGAGUCAAUUAUCGUGCAAAUAUUGAAGCUCUGCGUUCUGUGGGAUGCACUCACAUUAUUGCAACAACGGCCUGUGGUUCCCUUAUUGAAUCUAUUGACAGAGGAAAUUUAGUGAUUCCGGAUAGUUUUAUUGAUAGAACUAUUCACAGAAAAGGAACACUUUAUGACGGUACAUCACGAAAGUAUCAAGGAAUAUGUCACAUUCCAAUGGAACCAUCAUUUGAUCCAGAUGUAGCAAACAUUUUUGAAAGUGCAGCUAAAGAUUUGGGAAUAAUGAUAAGAAAAGGAGGAACUGUAGUGACAAUAGAAGGUCCUAGGUACUCAUCUAAGGCUGAAAGUAAUGUUUUUCGUUCAUGGGGUGGACAUCUGAUAAAUAUGAGUAUAUGUCCAGAGGUUUAUUUAGCAAAAGAAGCAGGUAUUUUGUACGGUGCUAUUGCCUUAGCAACAGACUAUGAUUGUUGGCAUGAAUCUGAGCAAGUCGUUUGUGCUUCUGAUGUAUUAGUCGUAUUUAAGAAAAAUCUUAGCAGAUUGAUAGAAAUAAUUCUCAAAUCAGUAGAACUUAUUGGACAAAAAAAUUGGGAUCAGCAGAUUGAUAAUUUAAAGCAAAUCAUAAAAAAUAAUACAAUAUAGCUGAAAUAAAAGGAAAAUGUUACAGUUUAUAAAAAAUGAAAAAUUUAAGAUACAAACAUAAAAGACUAGUUUGAAGCAGUUUGUUUACACCAUUUAGGUCUGAGGAUCACGAAGUAGAACGCUAUAAUUGCUUUUUUAGAGUAUAAAAGAUCUACGUACUUAAAUACGUUAAAAAUUAUUAAAUCAAAUAUCUUUUAAAAAAGUACAUUAAUACUAAUUUUUGUAAUUUUAAUUACCUCAUCUUUGUAAGCGGACGAUUUUUAAUAAUACAAAUUUUAAAUGCAGCUGUUUCCCUGUUACAGAAUACAAUAUAUACUUUCCUUUUUGUAAUACAAUUCAGAUAUUCUACAAAAACGUUGCAAAACAAAAGAAUAAAUAAAUAAACUCGUAAAUCAAUAAAAGUUUAUUUUUA